Messenger RNA from Gopherus flavomarginatus (Mexican gopher tortoise), 1488 nucleotides. It is a transcript of the gene RRS1, whose product is annotated as ribosome biogenesis regulator 1 homolog. The transcript has a single exon. Gene Ontology annotation, cellular component: preribosome, large subunit precursor; nucleus; nucleolus. Bases 173 to 1210 code for a protein of 345 amino acids. The record is from RefSeq and is a predicted model, not a curated record. Gene Ontology annotation, biological process: endonucleolytic cleavage in ITS1 to separate SSU-rRNA from 5.8S rRNA and LSU-rRNA from tricistronic rRNA transcript (SSU-rRNA, 5.8S rRNA, LSU-rRNA); ribosome biogenesis; ribosomal large subunit biogenesis. Gene Ontology annotation, molecular function: protein binding. NCBI's taxonomy places the organism in Eukaryota, Metazoa, Chordata, Testudines, Testudinidae.
CAUUCUGGGAGUUGUUUUUCUGGGUAAAGGGGCCUUCCCGGUUACGGGCGCGCCCAUUGGGCCAUACACAUAUCCGGUGCCUCCACGCCAGCCGGAACCGAACCCUUUAACCUUUCUUCAGCCGGGUGAAGCCUCGCGCACGUGGGGUGCGGCUGGCCGGUGUCUCGCGGCCAUGGCGGCGCUGUGCGUGGAGGAGUUGCUGGCUCGCGCGGAGCAGCGCGCGGCGGAGCCGCACCCGAGUGUCGCGGUGGAGAAGGAACUGGAGCUGGAGUUCGACCUGGGGAACCUGCUCGCUCUGGACCGGAACGUGCCACCCUCGAUGCCGCGCGCCGCGGGGGCCCAGCGCGAGAGCCGCCUGCGCUCGCUGGCCCGGGACAACACGCAGCUGCUGGUGGCCCAGCUGUGGGGGCUGCCGGCGGAGCGCGCCGAGGGGGCGACGGGGCCGCUGGUGGCGCAGCUGCCCGAGCCCUCCUACCGCCUGCCCCGGGAGAAGCCCCUGCCGCGGCCCCGGCCGCCCACCCGCUGGGAGCAGUUCGCCCGGCUGAAGGGUAUCCGGCGGCGCAAGCGCACGUCGCUGGUGUGGGACGAGGCGGCCAAGCAGUGGCGGCGGCGCUGGGGCUACAAGCGGGCCGGCGGGGACCCCGCCCGGGACUGGCUCAUCGAGGUGCCGGCCGGCGCCGACCCCAACGAGGACCAGUUCGCCAAGCGGCUCCGCGAGAAGCGCGAGAAAGUGGCGCGCAACGAGUUCAACCGCCUCCGCAACAUCGCCCGGGGCGCCCUGCCCGGCCGCGGCCUCCACCCCACCGGCCACCAGAGCCGCGCCGAGCUGGGCCGCGCCACGCAAGUGGCCCGCGUUUCCACCGCCUCCCUGGGCCGCUUCCAGCCCCGGCUGCCCAAGGAGUCGCCCGCGCCCCCGCCCAGGGGCGGCAAGAAGCGGCACUUCGAGCCGCUGCUCGGUGACCUGGCGGCCGAGAGGAGCCGGCAGCUGGAGCUGUUGCGGGGCCUGGGCAGCAAGAAGCCGCCGCUCGACCUGACACGCGCCGUCAACAAGCAGCUGCGCGAGGAGGACGCCCAGGCGGCCGCGGACAAGGGCAAGAAGCGCGGGCAGCGGGGCAAGCGGGGCCGGCAGCGCCCGGGAGGCGGCAAGGGCAAGAAAGGCGGGGCCCGGCGUCAGCAGCAGCGGCGCCCGGCGGGCAGAAAGAGGAGCUGAGCUGGGCGCAGGGCUCCUGCCAGACACUGAGCCCGAAGGGACACGGGGCCUGCCGCGGUCUGUGGGGGACGCUGAGCUUCCAGGGAGGCCUCUGGGGAGCUCGCGGGACACUGAGCCUCCUCCAUCUGUUCCGAGGGGCUGCAUGGGACUGAGCUGUGCUGUCUGUAGCUGCUAAGGACCCCAGGGGCUGGCUUGCUCCCCAGGCCUAGGGAUCUUCGCUGCUGGGGCGCCCCUUCCCGCCCUCCUAUUUAUCAAUAAAACCUGCCUUUGUCAAGCUG